AGCAUGAGGGAGGUAUUUAUGUGCUGCAACCUGUUACACUAUUUCAUCGAUUGACAAUUACCAUCCCUGCAUUUUCUCUGAAUUAUCCAACGAUGAACAGCACUGACAGAAAAACUACUCUUGGCAGAAAAAAAUUCUCUGACAGUGAAACGAUGUUUGAUAACACGAGUACAGCAAACGCAACACUUACACUCGAACAAUUUAGCGAUCAGGUAGCCCUACAACUGACGCCUGUCAUACUUUUUAUAGGGAUACUGAUGCUGGUUGGUUUCUUUGGGAAUUUAAUGGUAUGUUACAUCUACACAGUCAAAUUAAAGGCCAUUUCUUCUCGGUUAUUCCUGGUUGCACUUGGUUCGUUGGAUCUGGUAAUGUGUGGUGUUUGCAUCCCGGUGGAGAUCGUCUCUAUACGAUAUAUGUACCACUUUAAUCACAACUGGCUUUGUAAGUUUUAUGGAACACUUUUACUGUAUUGUUCUAUCACCUCUGGAUCAAUCCUGGUAGCCAUUGCAGUGGACAGAUACAAACUGAUAUGCAGACCAUGUGGUAAGCAGAUCACACUACGGGAAGCCAAAAGGGCCAUAUAUCUAAGUUUCUUCGUGUCUCUUGUUGCUUCCACGCCACCAUGGAUUACGCAAGGAACACGGACUAUACCAGUACCACAUUCUAAUAUCACUGGAUAUACCUGUGCAACCAGUGAUGACGUAAUUAACACAUACUAUCCCAUUAUUUACCAUGGAUAUCAGAUGCUGUUAUUUCUGACGGGAAUAAUUGUAUUAUCUUCACUAUAUUCCCGUAUUCUAAUGCGGGCAAGAAAACAGAUGCAGUUUCGGGAAAAGUUAAAAAGGAAUAUUUGUGUGAGUAAUGAGACCUUAUGUGAUACACCGUUGGCACUCGUAAGACAGCAUCAAGCGCGGAAUCCGGAAAAGGAGGAAACUCUAUCGUCCAAACGUUCUAGCCGCCAUGAACCGUCACUCACCGCAAACAAGGAAUCACAUCCAAUGGCACUGGAUCCUGCAGUCAUGUCUCAGGUUAGACCUUAUGAUGCAUCAGAAUCAUCAGUUGGAUCUUUUGACGAAAGAACUUAUACAUGUGACUUUUCAGGUAGAGACAACCAGUUGUUAAGCGAACCCACAGACCGGUCAACUCGUUCCAGUCAUGAAGAAGCAGUCACAAUAAACGUUGUCUGUAGAAGAGGAAGCAUGUCUUUGGACCAAAGUGAUGUCACGCUAUCGGAGAUUGAUCCGAUAGCAAAAGAACCAGAGCCUGAAGCUCCAAGGGGUGUCAUCAGGACGCCACAACGCGUCAAGGAACCGGGAAGGGUGAUGGUGUCGAGGACGACCUUCAUAAUGAUUGUCAUAACGCUGGUUUUUGUGCUGAGUUUCCUGCCCCAUCUCUGUGCAAUUGGAGCGCGCUCUAUUCUUAAGAAAACAUUUGAGGAUCUCGACGGUUCUUACCUGGUGUUGUAUCAUCUGUGUUGUCGCUCGUAUUUCAUUAUUUCUGCAGUGAAUCCACUGGUGUAUAGUUUCUUUAACCUCAAGUUCAGAAAUGAAGUUAAAGAUGUUUUUAGAAGCAUCUGUGGCAGAAAUACAUGAUCGAAGAUUGUACAGCAUGCGGCAGUUAAUAUAACGAAUGUUGAUUUUCAUCUAUCCUUCGA
This is a messenger RNA of Haliotis rufescens (red abalone), 1654 nucleotides long. RefSeq lists its product as uncharacterized. Gene Ontology annotation, biological process: neuropeptide signaling pathway. The record is from RefSeq and is a predicted model, not a curated record. Gene Ontology annotation, cellular component: membrane. NCBI's taxonomy places the organism in Eukaryota, Metazoa, Mollusca, Gastropoda, Lepetellida, Haliotidae. Bases 93 to 1592 code for a protein of 499 amino acids. The transcript has 2 exons. Gene Ontology annotation, molecular function: G protein-coupled peptide receptor activity.